Marchantia polymorpha subsp. ruderalis is the source of this 3472-nucleotide messenger RNA. The record is from the annotation of a GenBank genome assembly. Lineage: Eukaryota; Viridiplantae; Streptophyta; Marchantiopsida; Marchantiales; Marchantiaceae.
GGAAUCCUGGAAGAGCAAAAGGUGAGACAGUAGGUAGUGGGAGGAGAACAGCAAGCGCAAUCGAUCAAUGAUUGAUCAUCGAGCGUUGCCAUAGAGAGGGCAAGAGAAGAGGAAGAGUUCGUCUAUCACCUUUGCGUCCAUCCACAGGGCAGGCAGGGAGGCAGGGUGAAGGAAGGCAGACUCUGAGACAGAGGGCAGAGGGACGGAGAAGGAGAAGGAGGCGGAGGAGGAGAGGGAAAGAGAGACGCAGGGAGGAUCUGAGGGGGAGAGGGAGAGAGCGAGAGAGUGGACAUUAAAUGGUGGAAGCUGCACUCAUCACCUCGGUAAGUGGAGAUCAUCGCAUGCUGUGUCAGGAGCCACACGAGGGGGAAAGGAAAGUCUGGAAGGGAAGGGCGAGGUCGUCGACUGGCGUGCAUGGAGUUUGGAAUCUGAGCAUUAUAUCAUCUUGUAUGAGACGAACACCUGUGGAGCUAGCGGAAUGAAGAGGAAUUGACGAAGGAUCCAGCGAGUCCAAGCCCUUGCAACCUUCAGUUCUGAGCGAUCGCUCGAGCUGUGACGAAAAUUCGAAAAUCUAUCUAUCUUAUCCCUGGUAUUUGAAUGCCUCCGGGGCUGUGUUGUCGUGGUGACCCUGAAUUGCCGACAGGGUUAGAGUUGCACCGAUGACGCGCAUCUAGCCGACUCGCUGUAUCAUGUUCAUACUGCGCUUCCUGCUGCAUUCCCACGGAUUAGACAUUUUUCGAGAUUGUAGACACAAACAUGGGCCCCGACAUCGUUUCUCGAAUUUUACUUUGCUGUUGGUAUACUUCAUGGCGUCGGCAAUUCUGCUCCUGUUCUACUUCUUCUCGGUGACGUCCGUCGUGUUAAGCUAUCCGAGCAUGGAUUACCAUCGUGGAGUCGACUGUAGAGAUUACAAGGAUGCGCUUUCAAAAACAUUUCUAUUUUAUGAGGCACAGCGUUCUGGAAAACUGCCGGACUCUCAGCGUGUGAAAUGGAGGAAGGAUUCGGGCCUCAGUGACGGAGAAACUGUAAAUGUGGACUUAUCAGGUGGAUACCACGAUGCGGGCGAUAAUGUAAAGUUCGGAUUCCCGAUGGCGUACUCCAUUACUUUACUGGCAUGGAGUGUCGUGGAGUACGGCGACUUUUUGCAAAAAGCGGAGGAGCUGCAAAAUGCACAUGAAGCCAUCCGCUGGGGAACGGACUUUCUCCUCAAAGCGCAUACGGGUCCAAACGAGCUCUGGGUCCAGGUGGGCGACGCAAACGCAGAUCAUAUGUGCUGGGAGAGACCAGAGGAUAUGGAUACGCCUCGAACGGCAUACAAAGUCGAUAAAGACAACCCUGGCUCGGACGUUGCCGGCGAAACAGCUGCUGCUUUAGCGGCCUCUUCCAUAGUCUUUCGAGACGCGGAUCCUGCGUACGCGAAGCGACUUCUUGCGAGUGCGCAGCAAUUAUUUGAGUUUGCGGACAACUAUCGAGGCAGAUACAGCGAUGCUGUGCCGGCGGCCUGUCCAUUCUACUGCUCCUACUCCGGCUACAAGGAUGAGUUGCUGUGGGCAGCCACCUGGUUAUACAAAGCUACGAAUGAUGAGGCCUAUCUUCGAUACAUCCUGAACAGUGCCGAUGAUUUUGGGGGCUACAAGUCUUACAGUGCUUCAACUUGGACACUAGAUUGGGAUAACAAAUUUGCUGGUGCGCAGAUUCUACUGGCGCAGACAUACUUGCUGGGGAACACAAAAUUCAAAGCGCAAAAAAACUGGGCAGAUAAAUUCGUGUGUUCGACGUUACCUGGUCUUUCAACUACCGAAGUAACAAUAACUCCAGGUGGACUUCUGUUUACAAAACCAGCUAGCAAUUUCCAGUAUGUGACAUCAACGGCAUUUCUACUGAUGAUCUAUGCAAAAUACUUGCGCAAAAGCUCUUCGCAGCUGUAUUGUAAUCACAUGCCCGUCUCAACGCAUACUUUGAGUAGUUUCUCGAAGCAGCAGGUGGAUUACAUUCUCGGAACCAACCCUAGCAAUAUGUCAUACAUGAUAGGAUUCGGCUCAAAGUUUCCCAAGCGCCUUCAUCACCGAGCAUCUUCGAUCCCUUCAAUACACGUGCAUCCCGCCAACAUCAGCUGCAGAGAUGGAUGGCAGUUCUUUGCAGAGACAACUGAAAAUCCAAAUAUACUUACCGGAGCGCUCGUUGGCGGUCCAGACAUCUUCGACAUUUACCAGGAUGCUCGUUGGAAUUUUGAACAGAGUGAGCCCACGAAUUACAUCAAUGCUCCUCUCGUGGGACUGCUGGCCGAAUUGUACGGUGUCAACGCAGUACCUUGUAAAAAACUAAAAGAUGGUGAGAAUGCGGAACCUUCGGCGGCCGAUGGCGUGAGUAAAAUCUGAUCAGCCUCUCAUUGUUAAUAUACAUGUGCAAUAUCCUCGAUUACGGACUCGCGAGUCCCUUGCUGAUCAGCUUUAGCCUUGUACAAUACCGGGGCCUGCACAUUCGAUACCCUGAUAAAUUGCCGAUUCUUCACGUGGUUGGAGAAUGGUGGGGGCCAUGGAUACCCGCAAUUUUAUAAGAUGUAACAAACUUUGGGAAGGACCUUCACACACAUCUCAUUCGGAGAAGCGAAUCGCUACCUACGCCCGACAUGGCCGGAAGAAACUGGUCAUCAUCGAGAGAGAAACAGCUAAGCCUUGCAGGGGACAACACAGUCGACUCUCUUUCUCUCUCAAUACUCAAAGUCGCUACUCGACAGAGGUAUGAUUUGUAAGGCCUCCAGGACCCAUAUCGAAUCAGAAACAUCGUUGUUACAUACAGAGAGCGGCAACUGAUUGUGGAGUUGUACCAAGAAAAUGAUCGACGACGAUCGAGAGAGUGGAUCCUUCUCCAGCAGCUUACUCAUGUACGUCAUUGGUCUUCCCUAGCUGGAAACGUCUAAAUCCGCCAGCCUUCUAUACUCAUGCUCUUUACGUUCUAGCUUGCUCUGCUCACAAGACAUCAUAUCAGCCUCAGAUCAGCCUCCCUGUACCUACUGCUGGGAAGGGUGAAUGGCUUUGGUGGAUGACAGGGGUGCGCUUACAGGAUAAUGAAAAGACUUGCCUCUGUUUCGUCUGCUCAAGGGUUGAUCAUUAUUACCCUCUUCGGUUCGGCCAUGAUACUCUCUUGGCCUAAGAGAGGACGUAGGAUUAUAGCAAUAGUGGUAGCUCAGGUUGUUACUCUAGGUUAGUUAGAUAUUGUUUAAGAUACAAACCAUUGAUUCCAUGGAUUAUCAACAAGUCGUAGGCUCCAACAUACAGUAGCACCAUCCUUACUGGGCGAUACAGGCACUUCGUUGUAAAAGGAGUAGCGCAGAAUAGCCCUGGUCAUGAGUCACUUCCUCAUGAUAGACGAGUUCGGUCGAGUUUUGCCAGUGACUUCGGCCGCCAAGCAGGGGCAUUCAUGUAAUACUUCUGCCCGUAUCCACAAUUCAAUAACACGAAUAAGGUUGAGC